UGUUUGUAUUCACCAGAAACAGUACACAGAGAAAAGCUCGCAGCUCCAGGUAAGCUGGUACAGGGUCACCUGUUAGACUGUGGCUUUGAACAGCAGGAUUGCGUGUGCGAACUUUUAAAACUCAGUAUCCUUUGAAACUGACUGAGGAAGUUGAGAAAGAUUGUGUGAGAAAGUGUGUGUGUGAGAGUGAGUGUGAGUGAGAGAAAAGCGUCCAGCACUCAAGGAGGGACCUUACCAUGUGGAGAAGAAGCCUGGAGUCACCUUAAGUCUCUCUCACAGAAUAAGUAGCCAUGCGUCGCUUCAGUUCAGAAGGAUCCCUCCUGGACCUGGACUGCUUUCCCUGGAAGAGCGCACCUCAGAAGGAUGCCCGCUGUGAUGAAGAAGAAGAAGAAGAAGAAGAAGAAGAACCUAUAAGAAGAAGCACGUAUAAGACCCCGCCGUGCCAGGAUGACCGAGUGGAUCACGGAGCGGCGUCUCUGCCCACCACGCCGACCGCUUUGCAAGACCCCAAGAGCAGAUCGGCGAAGGAUCACGCCAAGGAAAUGAGCUAUAGUAUUGAAGAUCUUCGAGACCUAGACAUACCGUCUGGUCUGCUCAAGGUCUCCAAUCUCAACGAAAGCUUCAGAGCGUACAGUGACAGUCAGCUGGCGCCGCACUCCACCAGCAGCGAUGAGAGCGCAGAGAAGGACGACGUUCUGUCCCCGUGUUCGCCGUCUACGUCCACGCUCAACUCCUUCUGCUGUAACUCAGGCUUGGGGACGCACCAGAAUCCGCACCAUGUCCGGUCCAAGCUGUCGUCUGCCAAAUUACAUCUGAAGAGUCUGUUUUGGCAGAGCCCACACGCUUCCAAUCCCAGUCUCAGAGUCCCGGAGCCCAGAGAGCAGGAAAGCAGUGCCAAACAGCGGCGAUCCCGCUUCACAAAGCAGUGGAGUCAGGUGGGUCACGCGAAGACCCGGCUCAGCAGGGCGGAGAUGGAGAAAUGGGCCGAGUCGCUCGACGUCAUUUUCAACAGCAGAGUGGCCGUGUCUGUGUUCGGUGCAUUCCUCCGCUCGGAGUUCAGUGAGGAGAACCUGCAGUUCUACAUGGCCUGCGAGCAGUACAGACAGUCGUCCAACAACUUCAGCCUGGGCCGACGCGCCAAGGAGAUCAGUGCCACCUACAUUCAGCCUGGUGCACCUCGUGAGGUAAAUCUGGACAGCAAGACUCGAGAUUUGACGCUGCAGCUACUGAAAGCUCCCUCUCACACCUCCCUGUGCCAUGCUCAGAAACGCAUCCGUGGCCUACUGGAAUUUGACAGUUACCCUCGCUUCCUGCAGUCGAACAUCUACCUCACACUCCUACAGGACGCUCACUAAGAACGCCCGGGGUCAAGGAGGCACCUAGAGGGCAUUUGAUAGACCGACGCACACAGGGAUGCCUGAAAAGGCAGGCACGGGCGGUGCCGAUCGUGCUGAACUCCUAGCUUGAAAAUAAUCAAGGAUUAAUAACGAUAGAAUAAGCAAACUUUACUAACUUCUUUCCUGCUCUCAAGUUAAUAUACUGUUGGAAAUAGUGUAGCGGUUUAAAUUAAUCGGGGGGGGGUGAAUCUCUGACGUCUUCUUUACACUGUAGUACAUUGUUCUCCAACUCACCCAGCAGUCUUAGGCUAGCGAAAAGUGCACACUGACUUGUAAUCAUUACCUAAGACGUUAGCUCCCGUCAUGCUUCAGUGAGCAAGAGCAGAACGGCGUGCUUACAGAAAGCGUCAGGCGAGAUUGGCCUCUCAAAGGGUCACAGUCCAGGAAUAUAUUGACAUUUUCCCAGGAAUUCCUUCCUACCUGAUUUAACUAGGGUGUGUGUGUGUGUGUGUGUGUGUGUGUGUGUGUGUGUGUGUGUGUGUGUGUGUGUGUUUGGCAGAAGGCCAGUGGUGGUUGUAAAGUGACCCAAGGUGCCAGGAUUGUGUAUAGAAUUCCUCAUUGUUGUUUAUGUCUCUAUCAGUUUAGAAAUAAAUCAUAUUUUAUAUAGUAUCUGAUCCCUAAACAUAAGUCACAGCAUUUUUUUUUAAUUUUUUUUUUUUUUAUUGUUUCUGAUCCUGCUGCGUUAGUCACGAGAUAUGUUUUUGUUUGUUUUGGUGGGCCUCCGUCGUAACAAGAGCGCCGCUGUCCUGUUUCAUGUCCUCGUCUCCAUCAGCGUCUCACGCGGAACACGAAACAUCGCUGCAAGUGAGCGUUAAAGAACGAAGUUCGAGAGGCUUUCGAAGUUUUCCAGGAGCUGGAGAUGUUAUCGUGUUCGCUGGCGUGAGGUGAGAUCCCACUCACGCUCGUCACGCUGCGUAGUCUUUCCAACGUUAAACGUCGAGCUUUAAUGAGCCGUGAGAGCUCGCAUUUUCUCGAGUGUGGAACGUGAUGUUAUUUUUAGGAUGUUUCAAGGGGGAAAUGUUUGACGUCCUACGAAAGCAUAGCAUGUUGAUAUGAUUGUGUCGCAUUUUUGUGUGAAUUUAGGGUCAUGGUACAAAGAAUAAAAGUUGCUCCAGUCGA
Messenger RNA from Ictalurus punctatus (channel catfish), 2516 nucleotides. Its product is annotated as regulator of G-protein signaling 3. The record is from RefSeq and is a predicted model, not a curated record. The coding region runs from base 291 to 1355 and encodes 354 amino acids. The transcript is spliced from 6 exons. Lineage: Eukaryota; Metazoa; Chordata; Actinopteri; Siluriformes; Ictaluridae.